This is a messenger RNA of Lactuca sativa (garden lettuce), 1456 nucleotides long. Its product is annotated as senescence-specific cysteine protease SAG39. The record is from RefSeq and is a predicted model, not a curated record. Gene Ontology annotation, molecular function: cysteine-type peptidase activity. Lineage: Eukaryota; Viridiplantae; Streptophyta; Magnoliopsida; Asterales; Asteraceae. Gene Ontology annotation, biological process: proteolysis.
UUUAAUAAACCAGAAUCUCGUCCUAUAUAAAUCAUACACCGAAAGCCAUGCACCAACUCAAAAACCUAAAACAGUUGGCUCUUCAAAGACAAUCAGAAAGGCAUCAAACGUGUAACCAAUGGGCCUUUCGUCUCUCAAAAUAAUGCAUCUUAUCGCCUUUCUUCUUGUUGUAGGGAUGUGGUCUUCAGGAGUUACGUGCCGAAUGUUAAGUGAUGUAUCCAUCUCUGAGAGACAUGAGCUGUGGAUGCUACGCUAUGGACGUGUGUACCAGGAUGACGCAGAGAAGAAAAUGCGCUUCAACGUAUUCAAGGACAACGUAGAAUUCAUCGAAUCCUUCAAUACUGCUGAAAACCAGCCUUACAAAGUAGCGAUUAACAAAUUUGCAGACCAAACGAAUGAAGAGUUCAAAGCCGCUCGUAAUGGAUAUAAGUUUUCAUCAAACAAAAGAUCAGCAAGAACACCACCUUUUAGGUAUGAAAACGUGACUGCCGUGCCACCUAGCAUGGAUUGGAGAAAGAAAGGAGCUGUUACCCCAGUUAAAGAUCAAGGCCAAUGUGGAAGCUGUUGGGCAUUUUCAACAAUCGCUGCAACGGAAGGAAUUACUCAGCUGACAACUGGAAAACUAAUUUCACUGUCUGAGCAAGAGCUAGUGGACUGUGACAGGAGUGGUGUAGAUCAAGGAUGCGAUGGUGGGGAGAUGGAAGAUGGCUUUGAGUUUAUCGUUAAAAACAAAGGCAUCAACACCGAGGUGGCUUACCCAUAUCAGGCAGCAGAUGGAACCUGCAACACCAAGGAAGAAGCUGUCCAUGCUGCCACCAUUACUGGGUAUGAAAAAGUGCCAGCCAACAGUGAAUCCGCAUUGUUACAGGCAGUCGCCAAUCAACCCAUAUCAGUUUCCAUUGACGCCAGUGGCAUGGGUUUCCAGUUCUAUUCAGGUGGCGUGUUUACUGGGGAUUGUGGAACUGAUCUUGACCAUGGUGUUACAGCAGUUGGAUAUGGAGUGACCGAUGAUGGAAUGAAGUACUGGUUGGUAAAAAAUUCGUGGGGUGCCAGCUGGGGGGAUAGUGGAUACAUAAUGAUGCAAAGAGAUGUUAGUGCCAAAGAAGGUCUAUGUGGAAUAGCUAUGGAUUCAUCGUAUCCAACUGCUUAGAUCUCCAGUUUAUACUUGCCUUUUAUAACCUGAAUUAAACACACGAAGCAUGGCUAUCUGCAUGUCCAUAUGUAUAUAUAUGUAAUUAUUGUAUUCUGGUCCUUGUAAUCUAUGUUACACAAAUUAUAUACUUGUUAAUUAAUAUAAAUCUACUCAUAAUCAAAUGCAAGUUUUCUUCGUAUAUUCUAUAUCUCAAUACAAUGUAGAAUAUAGCCGGGGGCUAAUCCUUAAUUUAGAUAAGUUUGGGUUAUAAAAAAAAUAUUCAAAUAAAAAAACAAAAAAACACGAAACACAAAACAAACAAAC